Pipistrellus kuhlii (Kuhl's pipistrelle) is the source of this 4008-nucleotide messenger RNA. It is a transcript of the gene CABYR, whose product is annotated as calcium binding tyrosine phosphorylation regulated. Lineage: Eukaryota; Metazoa; Chordata; Mammalia; Chiroptera; Vespertilionidae. The transcript has 3 exons. Gene Ontology annotation, cellular component: cytoplasm; sperm fibrous sheath. Gene Ontology annotation, biological process: sperm capacitation. Bases 36 to 2816 code for a protein of 926 amino acids. The record is from RefSeq and is a predicted model, not a curated record. Gene Ontology annotation, molecular function: calcium ion binding.
UUUCGUCUAAUCAUUCUGAUCAGUCUGACGUUUUAAUGGUGGAUGUGGCAACGAGUUUGCCUGUUUUUUCCGACGAGGUGCUGAGUUCAGAGGUUUCUGAAGACAUGCUGGUGACCGCUUCUGUUACACAUACUGGAGAGGGGGUAGCAGUGCAGUUGGCAAGCCACUCCUCUGUCCCUGUAGCUUUGGGGUUUAAAUCUGCAGACCAUCAGGCUGAACCAGCAAUGGCUCCCUCAGUCCCCUUGCAGGAUGAACAAGACCUUCCUGCCUUUGAUCAAGCUCCUCGGGGGUCCUGGCAGGCUGGCACUGGGGGGAAGGCCAUCCCUCAUAUCUCAUCUAUCUUUAACGACAAGCCUGUGAUUGAAGCAGUUACUCACAUGGAGCAAACAUCAGAACAAGUAGUUAUUGCUUUUUCCGAUCACAUUACUAGCGUUAAAGAGAUUGAGCAGUCACCAACAGAUAGUGCCAUUCUUGUACACAAGAAAGUCUCGGUCGGGUCUGAAACAGCUGAAGUUACUCAGGUGGAGCAAACAUCAGAAGAAGUAGUUACCGCUUUUUCCGAUCACAUUACUAGCGUUAAAGAGACUGAGCAGUCACCAACAGAUAGUGCCAUUCUUGUACACAAGAAAGUCUCGGUCGGGUCUGAAACAGCUGAAGUUACUCAGGUGGAGCAAACAUCAGAACAGGUAGUUACCGCUUUUUCCGAUCACAUUACUAGCGUUAAAGAGAUUGAGCAGUCACCAACAGAUAGUGCCAUUCUUGUACACAAGAAAGUCUCUGUUGGGUCUGAAACAGCUGAAGUUACUCAGGUGGAGCAAACAUCAGAAGAAGUAGUUACCGCUUUUUCCGAUCACAUUACUAGCGUUAAAGAGAUUGAGCAGUCACCAACAGAUAGUGCCGUUCUUGUACACAAGAGAGUCUCGGUCGGGUCUGAAACAGCUGAAGUUACUCAGGUGGAGCAAACAUCAGAAGAAGUAGUUACCGCUUUUUCCGAUCACAUUACUAGCGUUAAAGAGAUUGAGCAGUCACCAACAGAUAGUGCCGUUCUUGUACACAAGAGAGUCUCAGUCGGGUCUGAAACAGCUGAAGUUACUCAGGUGGAGCAAACAUCAGAAGAAGUAGUUACCGCUUUUUCUGAUCACAUUACUAGCGUUAAAGAGAUUGAGCAGUCACCAACAGAUAGUGCCAUUCUUGUACACAAGAAAGUCUCUGUUGGGUCUGAAACAGCUGAAGUUACUCAGGUGGAGCAAACAUCAGAAGAAGUAGUUACCGCUUUUUCCGAUCACAUUACUAGCGUUAAAGAGAUUGAGCAGUCACCAACAGAUAGUGCCGUUCUUGUACACAAGAGAGUCUCAGUCGGGUCUGAAACAGCUGAAGUUACUCAGGUGGAGCAAACAUCAGAAGAAGUAGUUACCGCUUUUUCCGAUCACAUUACUAGCGUUAAAGAGAUUGAGCAGUCACCAACAGAUAGUGCCAUUCUUGUACACAGGAGAGUCUCGGUCGGGUCUGAAACAGCUGAAGUUACUCAGGUGGAGCAAACAUCAGAAGAAGUAGUUACCGCUUUUUCCGAUCACAUUACUAGCGUUAAAGAGAUUGAGCAGUCACCAACAGAUAGUGCCGUUCUUGUACACAAGAGAGUCUCUGGCGGGUCUGAAACAGCUGCAGGUCCUGCAGAGCUUGCCCCCACCCCCGUGGAGGAAGCAAACUAUCCCUCAGUCCAGGUGGAGGAAGCAAACUAUCCCUCAGACCAGGAGGAGGAAGCAAACUAUCCCUCAUUCCUGGUGGAGGGAGCAGAGUAUCCCUCAGUCCAGGUGGAGGCAGAAGCAACCAUUCUGGUCUCCGAAACCACUCUGAAAAGCCUGCUUGCACAUUCCCGGAACUCAGAGGGCUCCACCACAGGCUCUGAGAGAUCUCUGCAUAUUGAAGUGGAGAUCAUUGGGAUAGAGCCCAGGCAGGAGGAGGACUCCGCCCCUCCUGAGGCAGAGGUUAGACUUGUGGGCUCUGGGGAAGCUGCCCGAGCCCUGCAGGAGGAAGACUCGGCCCCCCCUGAGGCAGAGGAGGCAGAGGUCAGACCUGUGGGCUCUGGGGAAGCUGCCGAAGCCGUGCUCUCAGGUGCCUCAGUAACGUCACCUGGUGGCACCCCCAGUCCUGCAACAGAGGGUCUCACGGGACCAAAGGCCGAACCCGAAGGGGAAGCAGCACCUGCACCAGGUUUGACGGAGCCAGCGAUAGCAACAAGCGAAGCAGGACAGCCACCACCAUAUUCUAACACGUGGACCCUUUACUGUCUGACCGAUAUGAAUCAGCCCAGCCGCCCGUCACCACCACCUGCGCCCGGGCCCUUCCCCCAGGCCACCCUGUAUUUGCCCAAUGCUAAGGAUCUGCAGAACCCACCGCAAGUCACUUCUCCAACGUAUGUGAUGAUGGACGACAGCAAGAAGGCCGGGGCCCCACCCUUUAUCCUAGUGGGCGCCAAUGUCCCGGAAGCGCAGGACUGGAAGCCGCUUCCCGGGCACACGGUCGUGUCCCAGUCAGAUACCCUGAAGAGAUACACGACCGUCCAAGUGCCCAUUGCCGUUCCUGCAGAUCAGAAAUUCCAGAAACUCCCCCGACAUGCCCAGAGUGCCAGUCCUCCUUCCAGUGGGCAAGAAGGGCCCCGGCCACAGAGCCCCGUUUUCCUUUCUCUCGCUAUCCCGGUAGAAGAUGUAGCCAAAAAGUGUUCAGGAUCUGGGGACAAGCGUACCCCCUUUGGAAGUUACGGUAUUGCUGGAGAGAUAACCCUGACUACUGCCAAUGUCCGCAGAGCAGAACCCUAAUGCCGCAGGUAAUCCCCACGGCGGGCGCCACACACUCAGUCUCAGCAUCUUCUGUGUCGACCUGGAGACUGAGAAGUCUUAAAAAAGGAAUUGAAUUGAGAUGUGCUGAGUGGUGGAGAUUGUCUGACUUGGUGAGAUUGUCUCCACUGAUGGGCACAACCGUGCACGGGGCUGGGCACGGCACUCUGAGUGCCUGUCAGUGUGUGUAGCUCCCGUGGAAGGCGCUCCAGGAGGGCAUGGGUGGCUUUUCAAAGGACACCCUUCACUGGGACUCUCUGAUGGGUGUGGUUCAGGGUGGGGACCAGCUCGGAACAGCUGGAGAGCCAGCAGGCUGGGAGGUGUGAGGGAGUGCCGCCGCCGGCCGGCCGGUGUGGUCAAGGUGGUUCCCUCGGAGAGGAAGUCACAGCAGAGGACCGGGGAGCUCUCCCCCCACGAGAGUAGUAAAGAGCAGCAUGACCGGGGAUCCGGUGCCCAGGCACCAUCCAGGCUCCCCGUCGGGCCUGAGGCUGAGGGAGCCAGCCUGCAGAGGCCGUGGCCGAGACUUCGCGCUGGAAAGCGACGGAGGAUCCGCCCUGCAAGGGCCCAGGAGAUGGCUGGUCACGGGAAAACAGGAGCUUCAAGGCACCACAGUUAGGGCCCCACACCCCGCAAGGAGGUCUGGAUGGAAGGAGGAGCCAGCAAUGAUAGGCCCGCUGGCUGCCGCGUGGGGAAGGGUGACCCCAGGAGGCGGCACAGACGCAGGGAGUGAGGGUGCCUGUUACAGGGUCACACCCGAACCCCACGAGCUCAGGGACAGCUUGCAGUGGUCUCAGGCUCAGCACCUGAUGGACUAAAGCUGGGUUCCCUCUGGUCCGGAGCUGCAGUUCCUGUGUGUAAGGAGAGAGUUACCGUUACUAAACAGCCUGAGGCGGUGUGCAUGGGAUUGUCCGAUUCUGCUAAAAGGCAGUGUUUUCACGUGGAAUGCGAGGCUAGUGAGUGCAGAUGCAGGGAAACGGGUUGGGUUAAGCGCUCAGUGAUGGGUGCACCUUGCAUUUCUGACCUCUCGUGUGAGAUGUUCAGGUUCCUGGUUGACCUUAAACAUUCACUCCUGACAUCAUUCCUCACAGAUGCUGAAAACCAGGCUGGCUGAGUCUACGUCCCAGGUGGAGUGUGCCACCACGUGUAAUGUAUCAAUAAACUUCAUGCAGCAUAA